Messenger RNA from Ictalurus punctatus (channel catfish), 4284 nucleotides. It is a transcript of the gene dhx8, whose product is annotated as DEAH (Asp-Glu-Ala-His) box polypeptide 8. Gene Ontology annotation, cellular component: intracellular anatomical structure; catalytic step 2 spliceosome. NCBI's taxonomy places the organism in Eukaryota, Metazoa, Chordata, Actinopteri, Siluriformes, Ictaluridae. The record is from RefSeq and is a predicted model, not a curated record. Gene Ontology annotation, molecular function: RNA binding; RNA helicase activity; ATP binding. Bases 34 to 3639 code for a protein of 1201 amino acids. Gene Ontology annotation, biological process: spliceosomal complex disassembly; mRNA splicing, via spliceosome. The transcript is spliced from 23 exons.
UGUGGUUCGUGAAAACAAAAUAGAUAGUGUAACAUGGCCGACCUCGGUGAAGAUGAGCUCAAACAGCUCGAGUAUUUGUCUUUAGUGUCUAAAGUUUGUACCGAGCUUGACAACCACUUGGGAAUCAGCGACAAGGACCUUGCGGAGUUUGUCAUCAGCCUUGCAGAAAAGAACCCAAUGUUUGAUAGUUUUAAGUCGGCGCUGAUCAAAAAUGGAGCAGAGUUUACAGACUCACUCAUUAGCAACUUACUCCGUCUCAUUCAAACAAUGCAACCACCUGCUAAAUCAUCCACUAGUAAAGGGAGUGAGCCUGUUGUCAAGUCGAAGAGUGAAAAAGACCGGUUAAAGGAGUUGUUUCCUGCCUUGUGCAGAGCUGACAAUCCCAACACCAGAACCAUGCUAGACGAAGACGAUGUAAAGGUUGCGGCUGAUGCUAUGAAAGAGCUGGAGAUGUUUAUGCCCAGUGUCAAGGCCACAGACUCUAAGAGCAGCAAACAGAGAUCCGAAGCCAGCAGCAGCAAGAAGAGUCGAAGAAGUAGGAGCCGCAGUCGAAGUCGAGACAGAGACCGGGACAGGAAGAGACGCCACCGCUCUCGUUCUCGCUCGCGCUCUAGAUCUCGCUCUCCUGACCGGGAGAGGAGGAAGCGCAGGAGUCGCUGGCAUUCCCGUAGCAGAUCCAGGAGUCCAGGCCGAGUGGACCGAGAGAAAGGUUCAGACCGCUGGAGGGACAAACAUGUAGACCGGCCGCCCCCAGAGGAGCCUGCUGUGGGUGACAUCUACAAUGGCAAAGUCACCAGUAUCAUGCAGUUUGGUUGCUUUGUACAGCUUGAAGGGUUGAGGAAACGUUGGGAGGGCUUGGUUCAUAUCUCGGAGCUUAGAAGAGAGGGCAGAGUGGCAAAUGUGGCAGAUGUGGUCAGCAAAGGUCAGAGGGUGAAGGUCAAGGUGUUGUCUUUCACAGGCUCUAAGACCAGCCUGAGCAUGAAGGAUGUUGACCAGGAAACAGGUGAGGACUUGAAUCCCAACAGAAGGAAGAAUGUUGGUGGCGAUGGUCCGGAGGAGUCAGCCAUGAGGAAUCCAGACAGGCCCACCAACCUCAACCUGGGUCACGCUCCUGAGGUGGAGGAUGACACGCUAGAGCGCAAAAGACUGACCAAGAUCUCUGAUCCUGAGAAGUGGGAGAUCAAACAAAUGAUUGCUGCCAAUGUGCUGUCCAAAGAGGAAUUUCCAGACUUUGAUGAGGAAACGGGGAUCCUGCCUAAAGUAGACGAUGAAGAGGAUGAGGAUCUGGAGAUCGAACUGGUGGAAGAGGAGCCGCCUUUCCUGAGAGGACACACCAAACAGAGCAUGGAUAUGAGCCCUGUGAAAAUAGUGAAGAACCCUGAUGGCUCGCUGUCUCAGGCAGCCAUGAUGCAGAGCGCACUGGCUAAAGAGAGGCGGGAAGUGAAGCAGGCUCAGCGUGAGGCUGAGAUGGACUCCAUUCCUAUGGGCCUCAAUAAGCACUGGGUGGACCCUCUACCUGACGUUGAUGGCAGGCAGAUCGCCGCUAACAUGCGGGGUAUUGGCAUGAUGCCCAAUGACAUCCCAGAGUGGAAGAAGCACGCUUUUGGUGGCAACAAGGCUUCAUACGGAAAGAAGACGCAGCUAUCCAUCAUCGAGCAGCGAGAGAGUCUGCCAAUCUACAAGCUCAAAGAACAGCUCGUUCAGGCUGUUCAUGAUAACCAGAUCCUGAUUGUGAUUGGAGAGACAGGCUCAGGGAAGACCACACAGAUCACUCAGUACCUGGCUGAGGCUGGAUACACAGCACGUGGGAAGAUUGGCUGCACACAGCCCAGAAGAGUGGCUGCCAUGUCUGUGGCUAAGAGAGUGUCUGAAGAAUAUGGUUGUUGUUUGGGACAGGAGGUGGGCUACACUAUCCGUUUUGAGGACUGCACGAGUCCAGACACGGUCAUCAAGUACAUGACAGACGGUAUGCUGCUCAGAGAGUGUCUGAUUGACCCUGAUCUGGGCCAGUAUGCUAUCAUUAUGCUGGAUGAGGCUCACGAGAGGACCAUCCACACAGAUGUGCUCUUUGGCCUGCUCAAGAAGACUGUACAGAAGCGCCCAGACAUGAAGCUGAUUGUGACGUCUGCUACACUGGAUGCUGUGAAAUUCUCCCAAUAUUUCUACGAGGCCCCUAUUUUCACCAUCCCAGGUCGUACGUAUCCAGUAGAGGUGCUAUACACUAAAGAGCCUGAGACAGAUUACCUGGAUGCCAGUCUGAUCACAGUCAUGCAGAUCCACCUCACUGAGCCACCAGGUGAUAUUCUGGUAUUCUUGACGGGUCAAGAGGAGAUCGACACAGCCUGUGAGAUCCUGUAUGAGCGAAUGAAAUCACUAGGCCCUGAUGUGCCAGAGCUGAUUAUCCUACCUGUGUACUCUGCGCUGCCCAGUGAGAUGCAGACCAGGAUCUUUGACCCAGCUCCACCUGGCAGCAGAAAGGUGGUCAUUGCUACAAACAUUGCUGAGACUUCUCUGACCAUUGAUGGAAUCUACUAUGUCGUGGAUCCAGGUUUUGUCAAGCAGAAAGUGUACAACUCAAAAACUGGCAUUGACCAGCUUGUGGUGACCCCCAUCUCUCAGGCCCAGGCUAAGCAGCGAGCAGGCCGAGCAGGUAGGACAGGGCCCGGCAAGUGCUACAGACUGUACACAGAACGUGCAUAUAGAGAUGAGAUGCUCACCACCAAUGUGCCUGAGAUCCAAAGAACUAACCUGGCCAGCACUGUACUCUCCCUGAAGGCCAUGGGAAUUAAUGACCUGUUAUCCUUUGACUUCAUGGACGCUCCUCCUAUGGAGACGCUGAUCACAGCAAUGGAACAGCUGUACACGUUAGGAGCUCUGGACGAUGAGGGACUACUCACUCGUCUCGGGCGUAGGAUGGCCGAGUUUCCUCUAGAGCCCAUGCUGUGUAAGAUGCUCAUCAUGUCUGUCCACCUGGGCUGCAGUGAAGAGAUGCUAACAAUAGUGUCCAUGCUCUCUGUGCAGAACGUCUUCUAUAGGCCAAAGGACAAACAGGCUCUAGCUGACCAGAAGAAGGCUAAGUUCCACCAGCCUGAGGGAGACCACCUCACUUUACUGGCUGUGUACAACUCUUGGAAGAACAACAAGUUCUCCAAUCCCUGGUGCUAUGAGAAUUUCAUCCAGGCUCGCUCAUUACGCCGCGCACAGGAUAUCCGCAAGCAAAUGCUGGGCAUCAUGGACCGACACAAGUUGGAUGUGGUAUCAUGUGGUAAGGCCACGGUACGUGUUCAGAAGGCAAUCUGCAGCGGUUUCUUCCGUAACGCUGCUAAGAAAGACCCUCAGGAAGGCUACAGGACACUCAUAGACCAGCAGGUGGUUUACAUUCACCCCUCGAGUGCCCUCUUCAACCGACAACCUGAGUGGGUGGUAUACCAUGAACUGGUGUUGACCACCAAAGAGUACAUGCGAGAGGUGACGACAAUCGACCCACGUUGGCUGGUGGAGUUUGCGCCGGCCUUCUUCAAAGUAUCUGACCCGACUCGCCUCAGCAAGCAGAAGAAACAGCAGCGUCUUGAGCCUCUCUAUAACCGUUACGAGGAACCCAAUGCCUGGAGAAUUUCCAGAGCUUUCCGCAGACGCUAGAAUGUGCUUACAGUGUACCUACAGUCUGGCAGUAUCCUCUAAUGCUGCUGGUGACACUUUGAAAACGUUGUGGACAGAUUUUGAAUCCUUUUUUUUUUUUUUUUUUUUUUUUCUUUUAUAUAUAUAUAUUCAUUUGUAAGUAGUUAUAUUAUUGGCAUUUGGAAUGCUCCUCCUUAAAUCUCUAGCUGAAUAACAAAGGGGACCUUUUUGUCAGUUUAAAGACAAAACGUUGUUUUUGAAUGAAUAAACGUACAACUUUGUUGUAUUGUCUUUUUUAUGCAUAUUUUUUGUUUCUGAUUUCCUGGCAUGACUUAAUGUCAUGUACAAAGAUUAUAUUUGGCUUUGCAGCUUGUAUGCAUUGAAACAAAACUGAUUUAGUUUUAACAGACUGUCAGUGAUUAAAAGUGCUAAAAAAAAAAUGUAUUCAAAGUUUGUUUUUAGUUUCUUUUGUUUUUGUCUCUCUGCAUCAGGACUUAUUUGUUAACCAUUAUGAACGAUGAUUAAAUACAGGAAUGAGUUCCCAGCUUAAUUUCGUUUCAUAGCAGGAAGUGAUUAGAAAUGUGUACAAGCUUUUUAUAUUAAUCCUCAGCUGUAUAUUAUAUUGGAUCCUUCGUGCUGUGUAAUAAACUUCGAUCAGAAACGCCA